AUGCCCAAGGAAAACAAGAAGCGCGGCCGCCGCGACGAGCGCAAGAAGCGCAAGCACGAGCACGAGCACGAGCACCCUGCCGAGGAGGAGAAGGUUCAGCACAAGCGCUCCCGCAUCGAGGACCAGCAAGACUUUGUCGCGUUCGCUGCGGACGGUGCAGACAAAAAUGGCGAAGAGCAACAAGCGCAGGCGGGUCCUGAUGGCGACAUGGUCUUCUACGGCAUGCUGGAUGAGGAGGAGCAGGAAUACUUCAAGCGUGCAGACGAUCUGCUGGAGCUCAACCAGUUCGAGGAUCCAGAGGCGCGCUCCCUGUUCCUGGCCAACGUCUACCGUGAGGCCGACGGCAAGGAGCUGAAGCUGGCCAACAGCCAGUCUUGCUCCAGGCUGAUGGAGCGCCUUAUCCAGUUGUCAGACACCAAGCAGUUAAAAACGCUCUUCCAAAAGUUCAGCGGACACUUCCUCAACCUAAUUCAGCACCGAUUCGCCUCCCACUGCUGCGAAGCGCUUUUCAUUCAGUCCGCACCCGUUGUCUCAGAAGAACUCAUACAUCCGCCCGACGACGCCUAUAUCGAUCCGCAAGACGUCCAAGUUUCCAUGGAGAACUUGUUCCUAUUUGCCAUAAACGAGCUGAAAGGAAAUCUUGGGUACCUCAUGACGGACAAAUUUGCAUCUCACGCCCUGCGCGUGCUCCUGGUUGUACUGGCCGGCGAGCCGCUCGAGCGCACCGCUCACAGGUCGCUACUACACAGCAAAAAAAAGGAAAAGGUCACUGUUGUCCAGGCUGACAAGAACGGAAACAUUCUGGAAAGUCGGUCAGUUCCCGAAUCGUUCAUCGAGGCCAUGGAACAGAUGAUCAAGAGCAGCGUCGCCGGGUUGGAUUCGACGUACCUCCGUGCUCUUGCCACCCACCAGACUGGAAAUCCGGCAUUACAACUCCUCGUCAGACUAGAACUCGGCCAGUUCGGGAAACAACGUGCAAAGGACGAGACUUCGAUCAUUCGCACUCUACUGCCUGACGAUCCCAUCACAGAAGGCACGGACAGCUACAAAUUCCUCAAUGGCCAAAUUUACGACCCCAUCGGAUCACGGCUGGUGGAAACCAUCGUCGAGUUCGCACCUGGCAAGAUGUUCAAGGCACUGUACAGGGAGCUCUUCAAGGAGCGCAUCGGCUCCAUCGCACGCAACGAAAUUGCCGGUUACGUCGUCACCAAGGUCCUCGCCCGUUUGAGCAAGGAGGACCUACAAGACGCCAUGGAGAAGAUUCUGCCUCAAAUCCCAAACAUGGUGGAGCGGAACAGGACGGUGGUGAUCAAGACUCUCAUCGAACGAUGCGCGGCACGAUCGGUCGAUACAGCGCCAAUUGCGGCGAAACUUGAGACAGCCCUCUCCAGCCCCAACGGAUUUGACAUUACACGUUUGCUCCGGCUGGGCGAAGCGGUGACAGCCGACGGAGGCAAAGCCACGUCCAACGGGCAGGCCGCCACCAACCAAUCUGGGUCCGACAGCCUGCAUGGAUCGCUUCUCGCUCAGGCAAUGCUCGCCGUUGAUGGUCCGCUCAGUGCGCUCGUUUUCGACUCUCUCGCCAGAUUGGGAACGCCUUUGGCCUUGAACGUGGCAAGAUCUGCGUCAGCGAGCCGAGCGCUGCAGGGGGCGCUAACCUCACCGAUCGCCACGAUCAUCUUCCGCCGCAAGAUGAUCCAGCAAUUCUAUGGCCACAUUGGGGAGAUGGCGCUGGAUCCUUCGGCCUCGCACGUAAUCGAUGCCAUUUGGCAGGGUACCCACGGCCUAGCUUUCAUCCGGGAGCGCAUCGCGGAAGAGCUGGCCGAGAACGAGGCGGCGUUGCGCGAGUCCUUUGUGGGUCGAAAGGUGUGGAGGAAUUGGAAGAUGGAUCUCUACAAGCGACACCGGUCCGAGUGGGUGUCUCAGUCGCGCAACAACGCCGGUGAUGGGGCGUUUGUUCCGUUUCCGGAGAAUGGGGCGGACAAAAAGAAGGGCAGAGGCCCCAAGCCGGGGGGAAUUGAGGCGGCUCGGGCACGGAAGCUUGCGGCGAGGCAGGGCCAAAACAAGGACCGGGAAGGAGACAAGAAGAAGGGCAGGGAACGAGGGUCGCACAGGGCGAACGGGAGGGCGUAG
Molecule: messenger RNA, 2133 nt
Organism: Diplodia corticola
Lineage: Eukaryota; Fungi; Ascomycota; Dothideomycetes; Botryosphaeriales; Botryosphaeriaceae
Product: rrna processing protein
Exons: 2
Coding region: 1-2133 (710 amino acids)
Biological process (GO): endonucleolytic cleavage in ITS1 to separate SSU-rRNA from 5.8S rRNA and LSU-rRNA from tricistronic rRNA transcript (SSU-rRNA, 5.8S rRNA, LSU-rRNA); ribosomal small subunit export from nucleus; endonucleolytic cleavage to generate mature 5'-end of SSU-rRNA from (SSU-rRNA, 5.8S rRNA, LSU-rRNA)
Cellular component (GO): nucleolus; preribosome, small subunit precursor; 90S preribosome
Molecular function (GO): RNA binding
Source: RefSeq, a predicted model, not a curated record